Molecule: messenger RNA, 2419 nt
Organism: Glycine soja
Lineage: Eukaryota; Viridiplantae; Streptophyta; Magnoliopsida; Fabales; Fabaceae
Product: receptor-like cytosolic serine/threonine-protein kinase RBK2
Exons: 9
Coding region: 397-2088 (563 amino acids)
Biological process (GO): protein phosphorylation
Molecular function (GO): protein kinase activity; ATP binding
Source: RefSeq, a predicted model, not a curated record
AUAAAAAUAAAAAUCAAAAUCAACCUUGAAUGGAGUGUUAAAAAUGAACCCAUAAAUCAUAUGGGAAGCAAGCACACUAUGCACAUACACUUAAAGAAUUUGUUUCACCUUCAAUUUCCACAUCAUCAUCAGGAAGAUGAUAAAAAAAAGCAUCAAGGUACCAGGGUCAUUGAUCAUUCCAGUCACCCCUGCACGCGGUGGCACGCCAUUUCUGGUCAGCUAUCAUCUCAGGAGAGAGUCCCCAUUCUAGCAUUUAUUCCUCUGUGUGAUUUACAGCUAAGCUGUAUUCUCCAUCACUUUCCAGCUGCAUUACGCGGAACUCGCAGUUGCCAAAAUUGUUUAGGUGCUCAAACUGCUCAACUGUCCACUUGAACCACUUCAUCAGGAAAACACGCGAUGUCAAACCGUGAGAAACAAUUACGAAAUUCAAAUCAUUGGAAGGAUCAUGACGAAGCCUGUUCAUGUGUAUGUCCCUCCACAGAGAUUCAAAGAAACCUACAAACCGAUCAAACAGUGACAAACAUAUAUCAACAAAAAAUAACAGCCAAUGAAAGAGCCAAAAUAAGAAACGGGGACAAGAAGAAAAACCAAGCUAAUAAAUCGAAGAAGAAGCUUACAAUUGCAGAAGCUUUAAAUUUUGAAUCUCAUAUGCAGCAUGCCAAUCCCAAUCCCAAUCCCAAUCCCAAUCCCAAUACCAAUACCAAUACCAAUGCCAAUUCGAGGUCCAAAAGAGCUACCAAGAGACAAGCCUCUCUAUUUUCUUGUUAUUCUUCUGCCCAUGACUUGAGGCAUUUGGAAUUGGAGAAAGAGAAAGAAGACUCAUCAUCACCAAGAGAAGUCUUGGAAGCCUUCAUGAAAGACUUCGUUGACUCUCAUCACGAACAAUCACAUGAAUCUGAAACCACUAGUUCAACCACGAAGACACACUAUCACUGGACCAAAUUCUUCAAACUUUGGAAGAAAAAGUCUUUUAAGCGCCUAGGUUCCAUCCCUCCUCUUAGUGUGCCAAAGCUACCAAAAUGGAAAAGCAAAAGCAGCAGAGAAAACCAAGCUCUAAGUAAGCUAUACAACUUCAGGUCUUCUUGGGUCACUUUCAGCCUCUCAAAACUCAGACAUGCAACCAACAAUUUUAGUGCUGAAAAUAUAAUUGGAAGAGGUGGUUUUGCUGAGGUUUACAAAGGCUGUCUCCAAAAUGGGCAAUUAAUAGCUGUGAAGAAAUUGACUAAAGGGACCACAGAUGAAAAAACCGCAGGCUUUCUAUGUGAGCUAGGUGUAAUUGCUCAUGUUGACCAUCCUAAUACUGCAAAGCUAGUUGGAUGUUGUGUAGAAGGAGAAAUGCUUCUUGUCUUUCAACUAUCUACACUCGGAAGCUUAGGAUCUCUUCUUCAUGGUUCAGAUAAAAACAAAUUAGAUUGGAGUAAAAGGUAUAAAAUUUGUCUUGGAAUAGCUGAUGGUCUCCUCUAUCUGCACGAGUGUUGCCACAGGCGAAUCAUUCAUAGAGAUAUUAAGGCAGAGAAUAUUCUGCUCACGGAGAAUUUUGAGCCACAGAUAUGUGAUUUUGGACUUGCCAAGUGGUUACCAGAACAAUGGACUCACCAUAAUGUAUCAAAAUUUGAAGGCACAUUUGGCUACUUUGCUCCUGAAUAUUUCAUGCAUGGAAUAGUAGAUGAGAAAACUGAUGUUUUUUCAUUUGGGGUCCUACUUUUGGAGAUCAUAACUGGGCGUCCAGCGGUGGAUCAUAUGCAGCAGAGUGUUGUGAUAUGGGCAAAACCAUUGCUUGAUAAAAAUCAUAUCAAGGACCUCGUUGAUCCUUCUCUUGGCGAUGAUUAUGAACGAGGACAGUUGAGCUGUGUAGUUUUGACUGCAUCAAUGUGUAUUGAGCACUCUCCUAUCUUCCGCCCCCGCAUGAGUCAGGUUGUAACACUGCUAAGAGGUGAAGACCAUGUUCUGAAAGCUAAAAAAUCAAGCCAAAGUAGUAGGUCUCUACAAAGAACAUACUCAGAAGAGCUACCAGACGCGCAAGAAUACAACUCAACAAAACAUCUAAGAGAUCUCAAGCGAUUUGAGCAGUUAACAUUGUCUAAAUGAGAGCUAGGGGCAUCAUUAGUUUUUGGGACUAGAAAGAUUGUAUAAAACUUGAGGCACAAACUUCGGUAAUUAAGGGUCAUCAAGUCCAUGGAAAUGAAUCAAAUGAUUAUUGCAUUCAUAAACUUUGCACGAUUAGCUCCCAUCAGGUUUUAAAUGCAAAAAAUAUUAAAGGCUACCUGGAUUUCCAUGGAGCAACUUGUAUAGAUUGUGUUGGCAAUGUUACUUAUUAUGUACACUAUUUAUUGUGCUUAUGUAAAUUACUAUAGGUUGAAUAAAACAUGUGAAUAUUGUAAACUUCUUAAUAUUGUACAUAACAUCAAGGGUUGAUUUA